AUGAAGAGUUUGAUGAGGGUCGAAUCAAGAAUGGACAUUGAAGAUAUACUGAAGAUGAAGCUCGAGACGAUUGAGGAGGAACCCGAGAUUAGCGACAAAUUAGAUACUGAGGUCCCUCGGUUUUCAAAUCAUGUGAAAAGCAUUUCACACAAGGUCAUCGUGAAGAUGAAUCGCUCCAAGAUCAAGAUGGAGAAGCUUUUCACGAGGCGUGUGAGUUUCAAAGAGCUCGUUUUCUUGUUUGUGACCGGAAUUGCAUCGAGAGGGGGGCUUAACGGGCUCCCCUGGCAUUGA
Molecule: messenger RNA, 291 nt
Organism: Striga hermonthica
Lineage: Eukaryota; Viridiplantae; Streptophyta; Magnoliopsida; Lamiales; Orobanchaceae
Source: the annotation of a GenBank genome assembly